Messenger RNA from Pygocentrus nattereri (red-bellied piranha), 2667 nucleotides. RefSeq names its product chromodomain Y like 2. The record is from RefSeq and is a predicted model, not a curated record. Gene Ontology annotation, molecular function: transcription corepressor activity. Gene Ontology annotation, cellular component: nucleus. Lineage: Eukaryota; Metazoa; Chordata; Actinopteri; Characiformes; Serrasalmidae. Bases 330 to 1838 code for a protein of 502 amino acids. The transcript is spliced from 7 exons.
UUAACGCUGCCUUCAGCUUCGGAGGACUUCCUCCACAGACAAGCUCACGGAGCUCAUCAGCAGGAGCAGUUUGAGUAAAGCCGCUCUCCGGUAGACAGACAGCACCGCCCCGUCCUCCCAUACGCGUUUGUUUUUUAACCAAGGGCUCAAUCCAUCGCAGCCGUGCUCGAUUGACGCUGCCUGCUGAUCUGCUACUGCGGCUGGCUCCCAAUAACGAGGCCAGUUUGUUAAUACCCGUCUAUCGGGGCUUUUCUCCGGUACACCGAGCCAACGAGGAGAACGGGAAAAAAACCCCGACGAGGGAGUCCGUAAGAGCGCCCAGCCCAAGGAUGGCUUCGGGGGAGCUUUACGAGGUGGAACGGAUCGUAGACAAGCGGAAGAACAAAAAGGGCAAGUGGGAAUACCUGAUCCGAUGGAAGGGCUAUGGGAGUAAAGAGGACACCUGGGAGCCAGAGCAUCACCUGCUGCACUGUGAGGAGUUCAUAGACCAGUUCAACAACCUUCGCCUGCAAGAACGCCGCUCGAAACCAGCCAAGCCCAGUGGUGCAACGGCACGCAACCUCAGCCACCAUGGCAUCCAUUACACCUCCAAGUCACGUGGGGAGACCCGCAAAAAGAAAAGAACUAGUGGGACGGGAACAGGAGGUGGAGGGGGCCCAGGUUUGGCCGCUCCUCAGAAACCAAGGAAAGUGACUGGAGGGAAACCGUCUGCAGACAGAAUGACCAAACCUAUGACUUAUAAGAGCGUUUCUUCAGGGCUACAGUUUGUCCCACCCAUCAGGGGCCCUACCAAUGGGCUACAAAAUGGAGAGAUGGACCCACUCCAUUACAGGACUACUUCCAGAGCCCAGGGUGUACCUAGCAGCAGAGUGGAGCGGAUGAUGGGGGAUAUAGAUCUCGGUGGAGCUGCUCCACCGCUAAUGAAUGAAUUAGGACCACCAAUCCCUAAUGGAGACACACAUUUACACAGUUCAACCAAACGGAAGCUGGCUGAGGAUAAAGGCUACGUUUUUGACAAGAGACUGAGGUACAAUGUCAGGCAGAACGAGACCAACUACAGAUUUCGGGACAUCGUUGUCAGGAAGGAAGAGGGCUUUACACAUGUCCUGCUAUCAAGCCAAACAUCAGACAACAAUGCACUAACCCCAGAGAUCAUGAAGGAGAUGUGCCGUGCCCUGGGGAACGCAGCGGUGGAUGACAGCAAGCUGCUGCUGCUCAGUGCAGUGGGCAGUAUUUUCUGCAGUGGCCUGGACCCCUCCUACUUGAUUGGACGUCUCUCCACAGACCGCAGGAAAGAGAGCAGCAGGAUUGCAGAUGCUGUGAGAGACUUUGUAAAGGCCUUCAUCCAUUUUAAGAAGCCCAUUGUGGUGGCCAUUAAUGGACCUGCUCUGGGCCUGGGAGCCUCCAUCCUGCCUCUGUGUGACAUUGUGUGGGCCAGUGAGAGAGCCUGGUUCCAGACCCCUUGUGCUGCUCUGCGCCUUACACCCUCUGGCUGCUCCUCAUACACUUUUCCUCAGAUACUGGGAGUAGCUCUGGCCAAUGAGAUGCUGUUCUGUGGAAGGAAAUUGACCGCACAGGAGGCAUGUAGUCGUGGGUUGGUCUCUCAAGUGUUCUGGCCAACCACCUUCAACCAGGAAGUGAUGUUACGAGUGAAGGAGAUGGCUGCCUGCAGUGCUGUGGUUCUGGAAGAGUCAAAAUGCAUGGUGCGCAGCAUCCUGAAGUCUGUCCUGGAGGAGGUGAAUGAGAAGGAAUGCCAAGUGCUCAAACAACUGUGGUGCUCCACCAAAGGACUAGAAGCACUUUUCAACUAUCUUCAGAAUAAGGGUUAUGAUGCCUAAUUUUUAGCCCUCCGGUCUCCUGCGGUCUUCAUCAGCCCUCCAGUCUGAGAGAAAUGUGUCCAUAAGACCCAAGAUCCUCAGCUGCCUUGGCAUGAAGCUUCACCCCCUUCAACUGAAUCGAUCAGCAUGUUUGGGCACAUCCACCUAGAGCAGAUAAUGAUGUCAUAUCCUUCGAAUGAAAUUAAAACUAAGCCAAGAAUACAUUUUUUUGUUUGUUUGUUUUUGUUUUGUUUUGUUUUCUUUUCUUUCCUAUUACUACUGAUCCCUGCUGUCAGAGGGAUUCAGUUUUGUGGUGAUGCUCACCAGCAUUCUAUACACUGAAGAUUCUAUCAAAUAAUGAAAUGCCUUUAAUGUUUUCAUUUUUUAUUUAUUUGAAAUCAAGCCAUUUUGAAAGGUGAAAAAACAAAUAAUUGAAUAAUUAUAUGUAACAUGUACAGUGUAGAUAGUUUGUUUCAUUGUGAUGUGUUUUGCUUUUUUUUGUUUGUUUGCUCUCAUCUCUGAAGGGGUGAUUUUCAUACCAAAGGUAACGUUAUUGAUACUGAUCUUUUUACCUUAAACACAUUCCUGUCAUACCACUGUCCAUGUGAUAUAUGGCAUGGCAUCAGUUGAGUGCAAUUGUGAUGGAUUGCAACAAAGUUUAUAUGGACUGUAGCGGCUCAGACGUCAGUCGUGCAUUUUUUAAAAGUUGCCAUGAAUUGAUGUUAAUAGAUGCUACAGAUUACUGCAUGUUCAAGUACCCUCACUGUCUUCAACACUGAAUGUGACGCCUAAUCCUUUUGUCACUGAUUUAUUUUUGUUUUUGAAGUAAAAUGGUAACGCUUGAACUCUG